This is a messenger RNA of Trichoplusia ni (cabbage looper), 1835 nucleotides long. RefSeq lists its product as uncharacterized. Lineage: Eukaryota; Metazoa; Arthropoda; Insecta; Lepidoptera; Noctuidae. The coding region runs from base 653 to 1222 and encodes 189 amino acids. The record is from RefSeq and is a predicted model, not a curated record. The transcript has 4 exons.
AUGACACCAGUUAAUACGUUUGAUUUCAAAAUAAUUGUUUUUUAAUUAACUGAGCCCUAUAAACUUUAGCAAUUAAUCAAUAAUGGAGAUAUCAAUUAAAAAAGGCAUAUUUCUUUUAAGUUCAUAUUUUGUGUAAUAACAAAAAUAUAUUUAAUAUAUAUUUGCUUUGCAUUUUCUCAGACCCUUAAGUAAGUUAACCAAUUUAAAAAACCCAAGACAAAAAUAACAACGAUAAGCAUUUAUCCACACAUUAUUUAUAACAAAACAAAUAUGAAUGAACAUAUAGCACGUGACUGUCAUCUUCCAGGACAAUUUUAUCCUAGGUCCCGGUAUUAUAGGGAAGUCCCCAAUAAGGAUAGUAAUAUAGUAACAAAUUAUUACAACAAAUCCAUAUAAGCACGUUCAUUUGCGUGACGUACGAAAAAUGAUUCAUAAAGUCGGUUAAAUAAAAGGAUCAUCGGAUUCAUUCAUUAGUGUCAAUCAACUGCAAAUUGGUAUAGUCCUAUUGGGACUACCAAUAAUAAUAUAUUAAUUACUAAUUAAUUAAUUGUGCAGUUAAACUAUCACCUUAGUUGACGUUUGCGUGUCAUAACAUACACAAGUCUGGAUUGCAUUUAUUUUUGUGUGGACAGUGUUAAUUUCUUUAACAAAAAUGGAGUUUGUUUUGUGUUUAAUUGUGCUUGCGAUACCUUAUAAUCAAGGUGCAGCACUUCCAGCCAGUGACCUCGAACUUAUAACAAAGAAUGAUUUGUCCAGUUCGAGUGAAUUGUCUCCAAGGAUCUCUGAUGGUGGCACCGUAUUCCAGAUGCCUACAACUAUUCAACCGGACCUCGUAAUCACUAUACUUGGAAGUCUUAACACAAAGGACGAAUCGUUUACUGUGGUUUUGCCUUCGACAAGUGGAAGUGAGGAUUGCCAGAUUCAAUUCUUUUUUGAAAAUAAAACUAUUGUAAUGUCACCAGCUGGUUCUAUUCAAGAACCGGCUUCAUACUGCAUGAAUCUCUCCGAUACAGUGCAACAUAACUUCACCUUGAAAUUAAAUGCGCGAGUUAGCGUAGCAGGAGUGAAAUCACUGGGCAUGGUUUUCGAAGGCGACGACUACGACGAGAGCCCAUACCUCACGUGUGUUAUCAAUGACUUUCAAGACAUCAAACAGAUAAUCAUGAAGGAAGGUGUAGCGAAUAUACACAGCCUGAAGUUCGAAUUUGAGCAAAACCAUUAGAAACACAUUACGUAUAUCGUUCCAUCAUUUAUAAGUAUAGUCACUUUAUUGUGACGAUAACGACACUAAUUAGUUAAUUAAGGUUAAAAUACCUUACUGGUCAUAUUAGACAGGUAUUAUGUCAUUAGUAUGCUUCGUAUUUAUUCCAUUUUUGUAAAUUUUAAUAAUUCCAAUGUGUAAAAUCUCAGUAUUAACGAUGUAGGUGAUUCUCAGUCAAUUUAGUUUAGGAGAAAAUUGUACAAAUUAGGUAUAAGAAGUAGUUAAUACCUGUGAUGUGUUCGUAAAUUUAGUUGUAGUUUCUAAUGAUGCUCAAAUAUGUUUAAAAUUAUUUCAUUAUUAUUUUGUAUUCUAGUCAAAAAACUAUAUUCACGGCUGGUUCCGCGAUAGUUUUGUAAUCAAAUUUGUGUCAAUUAUAUAAAUGAUAUUAUUGUAAUCGUAGUUUAAUUUAAUUUAUUGCAAUUGUAUCUAAUGGAAAUCUGAUAUUGAUAUGCAGAAGUAAAAACUUAGAACAUCUUUUAGAGACUUCCUCAGUUUUGUGACACUCAUGUAGCGUUAAAAAGGAUUAAUAGAAUUUAUAUAAACGAUAAUCCUAAGAUUUUUCAUUUGACAAAAU